Messenger RNA from Anneissia japonica, 272 nucleotides. RefSeq names its product tether containing UBX domain for GLUT4-like. The annotation marks the transcript as partial. The transcript has 2 exons. The record is from RefSeq and is a predicted model, not a curated record. NCBI's taxonomy places the organism in Eukaryota, Metazoa, Echinodermata, Crinoidea, Comatulida, Comatulidae.
AUUAUUGAGAAUGUCUGCAAGAAACAAGGAUUUGUUAGUGAAGAAUAUGAAUUAAGACAUCAAAGGAAGAUUCUUGAUCCGAAAUUGUCAAUGAGAUUUAGUAAUAUUCCAAACAAUGCAAAGUUAGAGCUUGUUAAGGCAGACAAAUUGAGGACAGAGUCGUCAACGCAUAUAGCCCUACAACUGCCUGAAGGGCAAAGGUUACAGCAUGCAUUCACACCGAGUUCAAGUUUGUGGGACAUCAUUGAGCAUUGGCAACAAACUCUUCAGAG